Molecule: messenger RNA, 2609 nt
Organism: Vitrella brassicaformis
Lineage: Eukaryota; Vitrellaceae
Source: the annotation of a GenBank genome assembly
CUGACAUCGCGUAUACCAAUAAAGUGUGGAAAACGACUUAGAGAUAUAAAGCGUCCGCCCUCAUUGUCCAGGCCUAGGACACGAUCAGCAGCUGAGACCCGCCCUUUCUCUCUCCCCUGUCUCUCACAUAAGCCGUUUCCCAUGCAAACUGCACAUCUUCAUCCACUGGCAGUGACUGCGGCGACUUGUCUUCCCUCUUCCCGCCAAUAAGCCACUUGUGCAAAAUCGACGCAAUCUUCGCCCGGGCCUGCCAUGCCAACACACACUCAAAGUACCUGCCAUGUGUGGGAUUGGUGGGAUCAAUGCUCACAUACAUCAAUAACGCUCUGUGGGUCCUCAGUGGUGGAUCCCCUGAGGUCCAGAUGAUGGGCGGCACCGCUGAUGAGGUAUGUGGGGUUGUCGAGCGACUCAGACCGGGCCGUCUCCGGCGUCACCCCACCACCUGAUUGACAGAUACACAGACCAAGCAGCCGAAUCAGAUGUCGCCAAUGUGUGUGGCUGACCUGUCCAUGGGUCCAGGUCUCCGUUGGUCCAGAGUAUCCGGCUGCCGCCCUCAGACGAGCCCUUCUCAAACACACUGUAUGCGCUGCAGUGCACACACAGGACACAGAGAGGGCAUAUGGUCAGGCCGGGAGGGCGCUCUGUCGUGUUUUGCCCAUCCGUACGUUGGGAUCGAUGCGAGAUCCGGCUUGACGCCGAACCGGCUCCAACAGUCGGCAUAGAUCUCUGCCAGACAGCUAAGGAGUGCAUGCGCGGCGUACCCACGUCAGCGGCUAUUGUCGUCUGUGUACCUUCAUCAGUGAAGAGCACGUCAUGCGGCAGCAUCGGAUUGUCUGGACGAAUGUGUGCCGGCAGCCACGCCUGCAUUCACGCAGACACAUAGACAAGAAAGGGACAUGAUAUGAUUGAUGCGCAAGUCUGUGCCGACAGACCGACCUGUGCGCAGCUUUGGUAGUCCCACCCGUGGCCUGAGCCGCACCCCGUCCGAUCCGCACACUGACGCACGCGCCACACAUCCAAACACGGACCCAUCCGCCCUGCAUGCACAGCACACACCACUCAUCCCACCGCAAUCACGUCGCUCCCUCUUCUCACGGACCCACCAGUGUAGUUGUACGCGAUAUCCACAAUGUCUACAAGAGGCUUGAGCUUGUCGGCAUCCCUCCUGCUGCCGGCCUCCCUCUUGGCCACUUUGUCGCACAGGUGGUUGACGGGCCAGGAGGGGAAGCUGCCCUCGAAGCUGCUGGCCUGGGGGAAGUCGAGCAUGGCCAUGUUGACCACCCCGAUGAUUAACAUGAACUGCAGCUGCCGCAGAAAGGCCGACCAGGAUGCAUCUGUGGUGGCCUCGUCUGAGCAGAGCCUGCAUGAGGGAGGAAAGGACUCUGUGGCCAUGCACACAUGUGGAUUGUGUGAUGUGUUCUCGCUGUCCGUCGGCUUGGUACCUGAAGGGUUUGGUGAGCUUGUCGCGACCGCUGAUCCUUCGCAGAUGGUCGAACGCCUCCUUGAUGCGAUACGCGCACACACCAUCUGGCGAGGCAUCGACGAAAUCCUGACAUACGCCACACCCAUACACACAGUGUCGUUCAUGUUGGCAACGGGCGUACGCCUCUGACACUCACCUUGAUGACCUGGUCAUAGAAUGUGUAGUUCUUGUCUGGCGCGCGAAACAUGCGGACAGGCCCGCUCGCAGAAUAUGCUGCAGCCGAGCCGAGCCACACACGAUGAAUGAGCCAGUGGUUGGUCUGUCUUUCCAUGUGCGCGCCUGUGUACCAGCAUAGAAGAGGUGAGGGUACGCGAAUCGUAUCCACGAGGCGAGCAUCCCGCCAUAGGAGCCGCCAAACGCCAGUACCCGGGCCGACGAAGGCAGCGAGCGACUCGCUGUGAAAUUCUAAGACACACACACACGUGUGAUGUGGCGGCCAUGAUUAUGCGCAUCCGUGUCACCUGGAUUAGGUAGGCGUAGUCUGCCAGCGCUUGCUGGACAGUCAGGCCGUACACGCGCUCUUGGUCGAAUGAUGCGUCGCCGAACGGCAGAGAUUCACCGUAGUAGCGAUGCUCGACGUACAGCAACAGCCUGGACGAAUGGAUAGAUCGACACACAGAUCGAGGAUGCAGAUCUCUUGCUUCGCCUGCUCUGCUCGUGGACAGCGCCUUACGGGUGCAUCUUGAGCACUUUUGAAGCUGCCAUCUCGAAGACAAACCCGCUGCUGUUCCAGAAAGAGAAGACGCCUCCUUCGUUGCCCGUGUAGAAGAAUAUGGGACCACCAGGUUGGUAGAAGUCGUCACACACGACGUAUCGCUGCAUGAACGUGCGGUUGUCAUCCUCGCGAAAGUGAUCAAACCGCUGCAGAUGAUGACAAACAGAAGCAAAUCGGAAGGAAUGAAUCAGCGGCAUUCUCGUGGUGUUGUGAUGCAUGUGCUUGCCUGCUCGAAGAAGGCGACGGUGUAGUUGACGCUCCCAGGCGUCACUGGAGGGCCGCUUCGCGGCGUUCUGGAGCCCCUGUCAUCGCUGAAGAGGCUGUAUUGUAUGCCGGCGUCUGAUGCCCUGGCCGCUUGUACCCCAAAGGCAAGGACGCACCAAAGCAUGGAUCGCCGCAGCUGAUUCAUCG